This is a messenger RNA of Lytechinus pictus (painted urchin), 7507 nucleotides long. Its product is annotated as fibropellin-1-like. The record is from RefSeq and is a predicted model, not a curated record. The transcript is spliced from 7 exons. NCBI's taxonomy places the organism in Eukaryota, Metazoa, Echinodermata, Echinoidea, Temnopleuroida, Toxopneustidae. Gene Ontology annotation, molecular function: calcium ion binding. The coding region runs from base 146 to 1030 and encodes 294 amino acids.
CAUUUCAUUACCAAUAAAAGAAGAACGCCACAAUAUUAAAUGCGAUGUACUUUGGCUCAACUGAUAAUUCGGUAGAGUCGGGUCGUACUUGAAUAUCCAGACAUAACUAUCCAAACUUUAGCGAAGAUCUCACUUGUGUAUAAGAAUGCAUUAUUUAGGGGUGACGGCCUUAUCUGUGUUCGUCAUACUGAACCACGAGUUUUACGCAGGUGUAUUCGGUGGCCAAACAUGUGGAACAAUACCAGACAUCGCCUGCCCUCAAACCAUUUCCGAGCACACCGGGGAAUUAGUGCAGCCUGUUCCCAAGUAUCUAACUCGUGAUCAUCCUGAAUAUGAAGUCAGAACACCACCGGCGAUGAGAGAUAAAGUCAACCUAUACUGCGCACAUCCAGCUUGUAACUCAAACCCGUGCCUUAACGAAGGAACGUGUAUAGAGGAACUAUUUGGAUAUAGCUGCUCUUGUGUCCGAGGAUACGGUGGGACACAUUGCGAAGAAAAUAUCGCUUGUAACUCAAACCCGUGCCUUAACGGAGGAACGUGUACGGAGAAACUAGUUGGAUAUAGCUGCUCGUGUGUCCAAGGAUACGGUGGGACACAUUGCGAAGAAAAUUUAAUAUGCCCUGACGGGUGGUUGUACGCGACCACAAAGUGUUUCAAAGUCCGCUAUUCAGCAAACUCACUUACUUUCGGCCAAGCUCGUGUAAGCUGCUCUUCUCUUCCCCUUGUCACCUUGGGUAAUGGGAAGACGACCGGUCCUUCCAUGAUUUACAUUGAGAGCAUCGAAGAGUUCGACAAAAUAAGACAUCUCUUGGACGGGAGUUACCUCUGGAAUCACUGCAAAAGAGAGAAUGGACAGUGGAAAUGCUACAGAAAUCGAAAUGGGGACUUAAGUUCCUACCGAAACUGGGGCACGAACCAACCGGAAAAUAUUAAUCUCAAAGGUUGCGCUCUGAUUUACGUGCCUGAUGGGAAGAUGCAUAACUACGACUGUAAUCAGGCAGCAGCCGUUGUGUGUCAAGUCAUCAUAUAGGGGUCAGAGGGGCUAGAGCCCUAAGCCCGCCAGGCACUCAGCAGCCGUUGUGUGUCAAGUCAUUUUUUUUUUUUUGUAAAGCGACGCAGAACAAAUUCAAAAAACCCAUUAAAUGCAUUGAAUAUACCCGUCAAAAUAAUGAACAGCUCGGAGGCCUUUGUCGAAAAUUGAUUUACCGGAGCGGCAGUUCCGUCCUAACUUUCAAAGCUGCUAAAAAUGGAAAAUGUGUCAUUUGGGCAGAGUUAGGACGAAACUACCUUCUUUAUAUAUCCCAAUAUUUGAUAUCAUUUAAUUUGAUGAAUCAGAAGACAAUAAUUAUUGUGAUGUAAUGUUAAUAAUGAUACAUCAUUAUCAUUAAUUUUCUACUGUGCCGUAUUCAUGGGGUAAAUGUCGGUAGUGGGAGAUAUAUUCCCCUUCAAAGGUGGAGGGGUGGCAUGUACAAUCAACCCCCUCCCUACCCCACCUACAUGUAAACGAUCUUUUUUUUUUAAGACAGAAAGGAUAAUUUUUUUAAUCAUCAAAUGAUAAAUAUUACUUUUUAAUGAGUAGAAUUAUCUUUACCUACAAUGUGCUUAAAUGACCUUUUUUUUCAGAUUGUGUAAGUACAGGGUUGGGCGAAGGGUUUUUUUUUUGGGGGGGGGGUUAAUUCUCUGGUGGUUAUGCCGUUUACUAUCCCUCAUUUUACUUACCUCUCAAAAAAACUGUGAUAACGUAUCUUCAUGGCUGAGCGGGCACAUUUUGUGACGUAUCAUCGUAGGGGGUUUAUGGUAAAAACGUCUCUAUCUUAAAAAUACAUGUUAAGUUGAAAUCUUUUAAAUAACAUGUAAUAAAUCUUUUUUUUUUACUUUGUAUGUUGAAGAUUCUACAGAUUAAUUUAAUCGUUUGCUAUCAAAAUUUUACUAUUUUACUAUGUAAAUAUGUAACGUUUUUAUUGUUCUUAAAUCUCAAUGCAUUUUACCUGCUACCAACUCUAAGUGAGUCAUGUAAGAUAUGGCGUGUAAAUGUUAAAAUGUGAUGAACGUGAUCUGUUUUUUUUUUCUUCUUUGUUUCCGUCAUGUUUUUCCUCCCUUUCUCUCCUCGCUUGUUCAUUCUCUCCAUUUAUAUCCCUACACCUUCACGACUUCCAUUAACAUUCGUCUAGUUUCCCUCUUUAUUUUCACUCACCUACCCCUGCAUUUUUCUUUUUUUCCACUGAAUUUUUUUCUUCUAAGAUCACAUAGUUCAUAUAAUUAGAGGUUUUUGUAUACUUUGAUACAAUUUUACGAUACUUUGUAUGUCUGUAAAAUUGAUCCCAAUUCGGCCUUUGGCUGCGAUGAUCUUUUAAUAAACCAUUUUAUAUAUAUAUCUAUAUAUCUAAAGCCCAUUUCACAAUUGACAUAUGACCAGUUUACGACCGCUUGCAACAGUUUUUUCUUGUUGUCGCACGAUCGAUCUUUUGGUGUCUUGCGAGCAUUCGCAGUCGUUUAUGACGAUCGCACGAACUCGAGGUGUUCGUGACUGGUCGCAUCUGAACUUUGAACAUGUUCAAGUCCAAACAAGAUCAAAUACGAUCGAUUCACUCGCAUCAGGUCGUGUCAUCGGUCGGGCGAUCAUCGUGUGAGUGUUGUUCAACGUUGUACGACCUGAUGCGAGAGGUGGCACAACUACACUGCAAAAAUGCCAGUGUUAAUUUAACACCAGCAUGGUAUGUAUAUCGGUCCACACCAGAGAGGUGUUGAAACAACACCAGUUUGGCCUUAAAAAAAGCUGACACCAAUAUGGCAUUCAAAUAACACAAAUUAGUGUUAAGCCAAUAUCGGUUUGAUUCUUAACUGGUGUUGUUUCAACACCUCUCUGGUGUGGACCGAUAUAGAUAUCAGGCUGGUGUUAAAUUAACACCAGCGUUUUUGCAGUGUAAAUAAUCACAUUAAGUCGACUGGAAGUCGUACAAACUUGCACAUGUGCUAGCGACUUACAGAGACCAGUCUUGCGACUUGGUGCGAUGAUAUAUAGGCCAUAAGACGGUUGCAAGACCGAUCGCAACACGGCUUAGAACAUUGCACUACCGUUGCAUUUGCAUGUAUGCGACCGUUCCUCGGUGUUACAAAAUAGAAGUUAAUAAUAAAUGAAAGAAAUGGCAGAAAAUAUAAAAAACAAAUGUAACAUAAACUGCACUAAAUUAAAAGGGCAAGAUAAGUUUAUGUUUUUGUCUUUUGAAACAUAAGUCAAACUUUUCCGAAAUAAAACCUAGAUAAAAUAGGGUAAAGGGCAUUCCUACCUCAACAAACAGGCCCGCAUACUGAAUUCGGGUUUAAAUUAAACUCUUCUAAGGUUGUCGUUUAAUUAAGGAUAACUAAUUGUUACAUAAAUCUGUAAUGGUGCAGAUUUAAUUUAUUAGCUCAUUCAAACAACAUAAUAUGUACAUACGCGCAUACAUACACGCACCUAGCCCAUUGCAGAUUGACUGACAGCCCAUUGGAAUCCCCAAGCUAUGGCAGCUAUUACAUUGCUCUGAGUUCGAAUUAGUCUAUACCUCGCAUCAAUUACACGAACACUCGCACUGGCUUCAUUCAAACGUACGAGCAAUCUCAUUGUCUCACGUGGACUCCACGACUAUGCAAUCAGUCGUGCAACUAAUGAGACUGAUAUCAAACCAAUCGCAGUCUUUCGUGCAACACUCGCAUGUGUAUCGCACGAGCACGAGAUGAAUAGGAAUGAUUGUUGUUGCAUCGUGUCGCGCGACCAAAAGUUCGCAAAUGGUCGUACGUCAAUUGUGAAAGGGGCUUAAUGUAGCGGAUUCUGAAAUACACACAUGCGCUUCAUUUCAAAUAUUGGCAAGCAGCAAUUCACUUAUUUUCGACAAAGACAUUUUGAUUGCUUUUUUCCCGAAGAGCAUUUUGACGAUUCAUUUGUUUUAUUCUUGAAAACGUUCUGAGUAGCGGAGCAAAAACUGACUAUGACACGAUCCAAAUACGAAGCGCUUGUUUCUCUAUAAAAUGUUAUUAUAAUUAUUUCAUUUCAAGUUUGGCAUAAUGCGAGGAAAAUUUAAAAAAGAGAGUUCUCGUUUCUACAAGCCUUGUCGGGAAAAGUUCAGAUCGGCUUCAAGCAUGUCAAGUCGCAGCCGGUGAUAAAGUCCUUAUGAUUAGGAAUUGAAGCUGUUGUUUCUUUUUUUAUUAUUACUGUAGGGAAGCUAGAAAUAGACUAGAAUUUCGAUUUUAGUACUUUUACAACUAUUGGGAUCUUCGAUUGAUAAGAUUUGAUAGGUUGGAAUAUUUAUUGGAAAGCUGAAAUGAUUUGUUUAAAAAUUGGAUCGCAACGAAUCGUUGUCAAGUUGUAGAUGCGCUUUUUUUAAGCCCCUUUCACAAUUGACGUCCGACCAGUUUACGACCGCCUGCAACAGUUUUUAUUUGUUGUUGCACGAUCGAUCUCUUGCGAGCACUCGCAGUCGUUUAUGACGAUCGCACGAACUCGAGGUGUUCGUGACUGGUCGCAUCUGAACUUUGAACAUGUUCAAAUCCAAACAAGAUCAAAUACGAUCGAUUCACUCGCAUCAGGCCGUACCCGGGGUCGUACCAUCGGUCGGGCGAUCAUCGUGCGAGUGUUGCUCAACGUUGUACGACUUGGUGCGAGAGGUGGCACAACUAAGUAGUCGCAUUUACUUGACUGGAGGUCGUGCAACACUUGCACAUGUGCAAGCGACCUACAUGUACAGAGACCUGUCUUGCGACUGGUUGCGAUAAUAAUAUGGGCCAUAAGAAUGUUGCAAGACCGCAACGGCUUACAACAUUGCACUACCGUUUCAUUCGCAUGUAUGCGACCGUUUCACUCGCAAUCCCUCGUGCAACGCUCGCAUGUGAUCGCACGAGCACAAUAAGAGCAUAUGCGACUUACUCGUGCAACGGGGUUUACUGGUUGUUUUUGUUGUACGACAGCUGUUGCAACUGUGAAAGCCUCUGUGCGAUCUUAUGAGAUGACUAGCGAUUGAUGCCUCUUGCAGCCUGUCGCACGGCCAAAAGGUCGCAAAUGGUCGUACGUCAAUUGUGAAAGGGCUGUAAGCCCCUUUCACAAUUGACGUACGACCUGUUUACGACCACCUGCAACAGUUUUUUCUUGUUGUUGCACGAUCGAUCCCUUGGUGUCUUGCGAGCACUCGCAGUCGUUGUAGACGAUCGCACAAACUCGAGGUGGUCGGAGGUGAUCGUGACUGGUCGCAUCUGAACUUUGAACAUGUUCAAAAUCCAAACGCGAUCAAAUACGAUUGAUUCACUCGCAACAGGUCGUACCAUCGGUCGGGUGAUCAUCGUGUGAGUGUUGUUCAACGUUGUACGACUUGGUGCGAGAGGUGGCACAACAAAGUAUAGUCGCAUUUAGUCGACUGGAGGUCGUACAACACUUGCACAUGUGCUGGAGACCUACAGAGACCAGUCUUGCGACUGGGUGCGAUAAUAUGAGACUGUUGCAAGACCAAUCGAAAUUACGGCUUACUACAUUCCACUACCGUUGCAUUCGCAUGUAUGCGACCGUUCAGCCCCUUUCACAAUUGACGUCCGACCAGUUUACGACCGCCUGCAACAGUUUUUUCUUGUUGUUGCACGAUCGAUCUCUUGGUGUCUUGCGAGCACUCGCAGUCGUUGUAGACGGUCGCACGAACUCGAGGUGGUCGUGACUGGUCACAUCUGAACUUUGAACAUGUUCAAAAUCCGAACGCGAUCAAAUACGAUCGAUUCACUCGCAUCAGGCCGUACCUGGGGUCGUACCAUCGGUCGGGCGAUCAUCGUGCGAGUGUUGUUCAACGUUGUACGACUUGGUGCGAGAGGUGGCACAUCUAAGUAGUCGCAUUUACUUGACUGGAGGUCUUGCAACACUUGCACAUGUGCAAGCGACCUACAUGUACAGAGACCUGUCUUGCGACUGUUGCGAUAAUAAUAUGAGCCAUAAGACUGUUGCAAGACCGAUCGCAACGGCUUACAACAUUGCACUACCGUUUCAUUCGCAUGUAUGCGACCGUUCCACUCGCAAUCCCUCGUGCAACACUCGCAUGUGAUCGCACGAGCACAAUAAGAGCAUAUGCGACUUACUCGUGCAACGGGGUUUACUGGUUGUUUUUGUUGUACGACAGCUGUUGCAACUGUGAAAGCCUCUGUGCGAUCUUAUGAGAUGACUAGCGAUUGAUGCCUGUUGCAGCCUGUCGCACGACCAAAAGGUCGCAAAUGGUCGUACGUCAAUUGUGAAAGGGGCUUUAGGGGGGCAGUUUUACGGAUCUAUCCGAACAGUCAUUGACUUACACCAGCAGUAUUUCCUCUUCCCCUCCUUAUCCAUCUAUCGUCCAUUAUACUUUGUGGAAGACCAAUGUGAUUUAGCAUUUUAGCUUGUUUAAUACUCAUCAGUAGUUAGCUGAAUUAAAGUAAGUACUUGAGCUUUUUGUUAUUUGCUGAAUUAGAAAUUCCUUUUUGUCCUUGGAAUAAAUAGGCGCUUUGCAUAAUAUCUUCACAAAUUUUCAUUCAAUACACGCCUGAGUAGCAAAAAAUAAGACAGUUGAAAAGUAAUUUGUUUUCUGUGUAAAUAUUUCUUUGAGUAGUCUGCUUCAGUUGCAAAAUAAUGAAAGUAUGCACUGGUCAUUGUUUAUUCUAUGUGUAUCAAUAGUUAGCCCAUCUAAGUUUAGUACCGAAUUGUGUUCUUCUUUAUUAAUAAAUCGGAAUAUCAGUUUGCCUUUCAAAUAAAUAUGCGUUAUGAAUAAUAUCUUUACAUAUUUGUAAAAUCGUGUGCCUGAGUAGUAACAAUGGAAUAGUUGACAAGGUCGUUUUUCUUGAAUCCGUGUAAAUAUUACAUGUCAUAUAACUAUUUAAUUGCAACAAUAUACAAAUCAAAUAGUGUGCUUGUAUUGCAAAAUAAUAAAAGUGUGAAGUGCAUAUUAUUUAUUCCUUGUACAUCAGUAAUAAUCUUUAUCCUGUGUAAAGAUUACUUGUCAAACAGCCUUACAAUUGCAAAACUACUAGUAAUUAAAUCAAGUAGUGUGUUUUAAUGUCAAUAUAUUAAGAGUGUGCAGUGUUCAUUAUUAUAUGUUCAUACAUUUAUUUACAUGCCAUUCCGUGAGUAGUUUGCCAAUUUAAAGUUGGUAAGGGAUAUCAGUGUGCAUUCAAAUCAUACACCUGAUCGGGAAAAAUAAGCCAAUUGAAAAUGAUUUUUUUUAUUUCGUCUGUGUAAAUAUUACAUGUCAUAUACCUAUACUAUUGCAUAAAAAAUAAAAUCGAAUAAGUGUGCUUUCAUUACAAAAUAAUAAAAAAAAGUGCAACGUGUAUUAUUUAUUCCAUUUACAUCAGGGGGAAAGGUGUGUUUUUUUAGUUUGCGUAAAUAUUGCGUGUGAUACAACUAUACAAUUGCAUGAGUAAUUAAAUCGAGUAAAUGUGCUUUCAUUGCAAAAUAUUAAAAGUGUGCAACGUGUUAUUCCGUGUACACCAGUAAUCCGGUGAAUUUGUUUCUGUGUAAACAUUGCAUGUC